AUGGCCGAGUCUCCAUCAAUUGCUGCUUCGAUUCAAAACACAAUUGAUGAAUUUGAUGGAAUGACUUCUGCUAAAGCUGACAGCACUAAUCGAUUGCGUGCAGCUGCAGCUAAGACAAGAUACAACAUAGAUGGGAAACGAUCGCAAUUUGAUGACAUUACCCGCGGAUUUCAAACGUCGAUCCAGCCUUCCUGUCCCUGGACGAAUAAAAAUUUUGAGCAAGAUUUUAUAUUAUUGGUAGAAUUUUCUGAAAUUGAGGGUCCCAAGCCGUUGAUGACCAUUCCCAAUCAUGGAGGCAGCAAUUUUGAUAAAAGUAAUUUUGCUUUAGAAGCAAUGUCGGUUGACUAUCAAUCUCGCGAAGGGCAUGGUUUUAGCAUAGUUGAUGAUUCUCAACUGGUCAUGUCACAUAAGGAACAAAAUGCACAUAGUUAUGCAAUGUGCUUUUUGAAGUGUGGCAACUACAGAAAAUUUAGGCACGACCUCUUGAAUCAUAUGCGAUACCUUACGGCGAAAUUAAAUAGAGAAUAUGAAGAUGCCCUAAAGCAUGUAAGACACCAUUUAUUUAGAAAACGAUCAUUAUCCUUUCCUGUUGAUAGUAAUUAUCAACCAAAUGUUGACCAAGCUAGGUCUGUUAGGGCUUCACAGCCAAGAUCAUCGAUCCCUACACUUAGUCUACGUUUUACUUUGAAAAGACCUAUCUCUGAUCUUUGUGGUUCUAGCUUCUUGAUAACUAUAAAAUAUGUCAAACAAAUACUAAUGCGAUUAAGCCGAAAUCCAAUCUCCUUGGAUACAGAGUUACGAAGUCGUAGACUUUUAGCAAGGUCACAACCAUGGUAUAAUAGCAAUAUUACAGACCUACCAAGUGCUAACUACAUAGCUUUAUCGAAUGCCCCAUCAAUUUCUACAGAAAGUGAUACGACGAUAUUUGAAAAGGAGGAAGUUUACAGAACUGUUCCUAGUGGCUAUGUUGCCACAAUCAAUGAAACCUCAAGCAAUGUACAGAUAGCUAAUCUGUCAGCUGAUUUAAACCUGAGUGUUACUCAAAGCUACGACAGCUCUAAUAAAAUUCAUCCCGUUAGAGAAAUCUUAUUGGCUUAUUACCACGAAAAUCUCGUACAUUUAUUGUAUGCACUUCUAUGUGGUCGACCUGUCGUAGUCGUAAGUUGUGCAAAGCAUGGUGCUAGAAGUAUCGUUCAACAAUGGAUAAAUUUUUUAAGAAAAUUUUUACCAGAAGAAGCUAGGACCAAAUUACUAGGCCUUAUUGGUACUGAAGUCGUACCCAAAGCUAUUGAGCGCUAUGUGUCCAUUAUAAAUUGUGAUAAAAACGUAAUCGUGACUCCCCCGUAUAAAGGAAGAAUCAUUUAUAGAUUGAUUAAUAAAGAUAACAAGUGGAAGAGCGAAAAAUAUUUCUUUGCAUAUGUAAAAAGGCAAGGCAUUUAUCUAUUACGUUUUGUUUUGUUCACGAUUAAACAGUACUACAACUCCUCUAGUCAUUUUUUGGCUGAUAUUGACGUAAAAGAUAGUGACAGGCAUAUCGUUGAAUAUUUUGCUGAAAUAAUCAAAUUGCGAGAAGAUGGAAAACGAUGUGUGCUGAAAUAUAAGACGCUGGAUAUAGAUGGUUAG
This is a messenger RNA of Trichoplax adhaerens, 1623 nucleotides long. RefSeq lists its product as uncharacterized. The transcript has 21 exons. Gene Ontology annotation, cellular component: guanyl-nucleotide exchange factor complex. The record is from RefSeq and is a predicted model, not a curated record. The coding region runs from base 1 to 1623 and encodes 540 amino acids. Lineage: Eukaryota; Metazoa; Placozoa; Uniplacotomia; Trichoplacea; Trichoplacidae.